AGUUGCAUCAGACCAGUGGAUCAAGAGGUAGAGGAUCUCUCAUCACCCUACUCUCCAAAACAACUGUCAACUCAGUGAUUGAUGCACUUGGCCAUCUCCUUCAAGAGAGCAUUGCCAGUGAUGUCCAGAAAGCUGGGAUGUUUUCUGUUCAGCUAGACACAACCCAAGACAUCACAUGUUAUGAUUAGUGUUCAGUGAUCAUCAGGUAUGUUACUGAGGCUGUGCAGGAGAGGCUUGUCUCCAUAGUGAGGUGCGAAGCAUCCACGGGGCAGUACUUUGUAAACUUGCUUUCCGGAGUUUUAGAGUAUCUGAAUCUAGACAAGGCCAUGUGCAUUGGGAAUGCAACAGAUGGUGUUUCAAAUAUGCAGGGCCAGUACAAAGGCUUUUCACCACUUAUGACUGCCCAGUCUCCAACUCAUGUGCAUGUGUGGUGCUAUGCACACAUACUUAAUCUUGUGAUUGCUGACACAACACAAAGUGUCAUUGAAAGUGGAUCACUCUUUAAUUUACUUAAUGACAUAGCUGUGUUCAUCAAGGAGUCCUAUCACAGGGUUAAUCUGUGGGAGAAACAAACCCAAGAGACAAGACACAGACGCCUCAGUCCAAUAGGUGAGACACGGUGGUGGGCCAAGCAUGAUGCCCUCCAAAAAAUCUGGACAUUUUGGAAAACCAGAUGAUGGCCUCUUGGUUGAUGUAGUGCUGACGCUGGAAGCCAUUGGAAAGAAGGAAAAAGAAAAGCCAGCUGUUCGUGCCAAACCACGAGGCUUUAAAGAGUGUCUCUUGAAGCAUGAAACUGUGUUAACAGCACAGAUAUUUCUUAGAGUGUUUGAGCAAACAACUCCUCUGUCGAAGUACCUCCAGUCAAAGGGGAUGGACAUUCUCUCUGCACAUCAUAUGGUGACUGCCACACAAGAUGGCCUCAAAAGUAUCGCCAGGGACUUUCCAACUGUGAAGACAGCUGCAGACACAUUUGUGAAACAGACAAAUCAAAAACUAGAGGAGAGGGAGAACAACACAGACAUGGAAGUGGAGGCUGAACUACCUGAAAAGAGAGCCAAAAAGAGAAAAGGCAUGGCCGGAGAGAUACCUGAAGAUGAGUUGCAAAUCAAUGCUGAGAAAUCAUAUGAGGUAAAAGUGCACAACAUCAUCCUGGACACAGUUAUUGAAGCAAUCUACAGACGAUUUGUCAUACAUGGCCCUCUUCUUGCCGAUUUGGCAUGGUUGGACCCCAGGAAGUUUAGCCAGGUCAGAACAGUUUCUCUUCCAAGUAAUGCAUUUCAAAACCUCAGCACCCGUCUACUUAAAUUUGACAGCAGGGCUACAGUUAAUAACCUUCAGUCAGAACUGAAACAUUUUGCUGAACAGUGGGAAAGGCUUAGGACAUCACAUGUAGAUGACUACAGGACCAGAACAGCAAAGGACAGAUCUGAAGAAUGGGACAAAGAAAGUGAAAUUGUGACCAAAAGCUGUGGUUCUUGCAAAAAUUGCCCACUGUGCUGCUAUCAAAUACUCAGGCGGUUCAACAUGCUGUCUGAUGCCUAUCGUCUCCUUGGGCUGGCAUACAAGUACCUGCUGACCCUCUCCCUCACUCAGGUUGCCUGUGAAAGAACAUUCUCUACACUCAAGUUCAUUAAAAGCAGACUUCGAAGCAGCCUGUCUGCAAACAAGCUGGAGAUGUUUAUGCUGAUGGCCACUGAAAAGGACAUUCUCAUGUCAUUGGACUCUGACAUGGUCAUUGAGAGGGGUAGCUGAGAAGAGUGACCUGCUGAGAAAGCUCCUUUUGUAACCUGAUGCUGUCAGUCAUUUAAGGAGGACUGAAGUGUGUUCAUUUUAAGUUUCCAGGUCUUAAGAUAUGUUCAGUGUUGCUGCUGUGGAAGUGUUGGUCUAAUCAUACAUUGUUUUUUUAAGAGGUUCUCGAGACCAUUCAACUUUUUAAGUUCAUCAAUGGUCCCAUAUAAUUUCUUCAGAAGUAAGUACUGUAUAUGAUGCCAGUAUUUUGCCAUAUUUUCUAGAUACUGUAUUAGUACUAUGUGUAAAAUGCCAUCAAAAACUCAAUUAAGUGUUUUUCUUAUUCUUCUUUCUCACCUUUCUUUCUCUGUCUCCUUUCAUAUUUAAAGGUUGCUGUGUUAA
Messenger RNA from Oreochromis aureus, 2130 nucleotides. RefSeq lists its product as uncharacterized. The coding region runs from base 634 to 1752 and encodes 372 amino acids. Lineage: Eukaryota; Metazoa; Chordata; Actinopteri; Cichliformes; Cichlidae. The record is from RefSeq and is a predicted model, not a curated record. The transcript has 5 exons.